This is a messenger RNA of Penicillium alfredii, 3969 nucleotides long. RefSeq lists its product as uncharacterized. NCBI's taxonomy places the organism in Eukaryota, Fungi, Ascomycota, Eurotiomycetes, Eurotiales, Aspergillaceae. The record is from RefSeq and is a predicted model, not a curated record. Bases 1 to 3969 code for a protein of 1322 amino acids. The transcript has 3 exons.
AUGGAUGCGCAGGCCAGCAUGAAUAACUGGUUGGCGUCGACCCAUGCAGGCGACGAGCAGCCAUUAAACAACCACCGAUAUCCUAACUGGUCAUCACCUGGCAGCAGUAACCAGCGCUCUCCAGGUCAUCGAGAACAUGCCAUUCAGCCGCCGCUGUUGACGACCGCGUUCAACGGCCCUCAGUUCCAGGUUCUUACGGCUGGUCCUGCGUCGACUCCUCUGUCGUCAACUUCACUAUCCAGUCCAUUUACCCACGGCCAAUCUCCUUGCGUUCCGUCCUCUGCCAACGCGAGAUCUGCUCCUUCGCCGGCGAUGGCCUCUCGGCAUCCAUCUGCAUACAAUGUGCCCUACAACCCCCAGGACUGGGGGCCCAUGGGCGGUGCCUCGGCACGGGGCUCAUAUCAGCCAAGUAACAUGCAUCGCGCGGUGCCGCAGCAGAGUACUCAUACUGAUAUGUCUCUGUCACCACCGCCUCCGCCGUAUUCACCCCCAAGCAACCGAAACCGGUUGUCGCAGGAGUCUUUUGGGCGGAAUGCCAACUACGCUACCCCAGCUCCAACACCAACGCAUAAUUCCUUCAGAGAAGAAGGCUCCGAGGUGUCUGGUGAGCCUCAACGACGCUCCAUGCACAGACCUCGGCCAUCAUCUCUAGUGUAUUCGAAUGAACCCGGUUCCCAUCAGCAGUCGUUACCCCCUCCUCCACCUCCACCGCAGGGAUACCCGGGAUCGAGGUCCGUUUCACAAAGUCGGAUCGAUGCAUACCAGGGCCCUUCCUACAGCUCCAAUCCACCCCCCGUCAGAUCUCAACUGUCGAUUUCGGCCUCGCAGUAUGAGCAGGCUUUGCCCUCGCCAGGAUUCAGGGGAAAUGACCCCAUGCAACAAAUCGGCGAUUUAGAAACCCCGACGCGACCUCCUGCGUCCCGCAGAGCUGCCUCUGCCGGCGCCGUGGUAAGCAGCGCAGGAACCUCAAGAUCGGCCAGUCAGUCGAGAAAUUUAUCCCCAACGAACAACUGGGAGCCUGGGAUGCCUCUUCCACCACCGCCCCCUGGUCCCCCUCCUACUUCGCGAUCUCUCAGCGCGAGCGGCUCAUCAGAGUCUUCGUCCAUGAGAAUUCCCCAGGGCCAUGGUAGAGGAAAGGCCAGAGCACCGCCGGCUUUGGGUACUGGGCUUGGGAGUAUCCCACCAACACCAGCUGACUGGGUGGAUGAGGCAUAUUUGAACAGCCGACCAAGCAGGGACAAGGAGCCUUUGUCCAUUGAUACCACGAAAGCGGCGAAGCUACCGGAUCGGACAGACCAUCCAGAUUCCAACGGUUCUUCACAACCAUCCCAAAGAACCCCUGGAAGUGGCGGACUGUUUCGCAGCUCAGCAAUCCGCGACCCCAGCGCCAAAGGCAUUCGUGAAAGGCGGAUCGAACGCCGCAAUCGACAAAGCCUGUCGUAUGAAGAUGCCAGUGUUGUAUCUACGAGCGGCAAUCCCUGGGCUGAUGCCCUGGACCAGGUCAGGCCGUCAAACCUCGUCCUCCCGGAGCCAAACAAUAGCCCAGAUUAUACUCGACAGCCGACAUCGUCCAGGAUCACUCCUCGCAGUACACGCAGCCUUGGCUCAGAUGCUCCGCUUACUACCUCGCGGUCUCGAGCAUCUUCUGCGGGUCUAUUCUCGGAUCAGUCGUCUUAUUCCACGCCCAGGCCAGAGCCGAGCCCGGCAGGCCCGUCGUCGACUGCAUUUGCGCAUACACCCCCAUUCUCGCCUCACGGAGACACCUCUCCGGCAUAUUCUAAAGGAGUAUCCCAGGCAGUCCCACCCAAGGCACUGCCAACCCCUCCGUUGAAUUCUGGGAAAGAUGUUCGAUCACGGUCCCGCGCCGCGUCUCGAGGAGCAGAGGAUCGUCCGAUUUCGCAUCUCCUACAUUUGCCUAACGACUCUGAUUCCAUGAUGCAACCCUUGUCCCCACGUCGGGAUCCGUCACAGCAAAGGCCGCCUGAAUCCAACAUUUCACAAGACUCCAGAUUUGUGCAGGAUGCCAUCCAACGCCACAAAACCUUCAUUCAAAGGGAAGCCAGCGCAGCAGAUGAGGCCGAAUCCUUACAGAUCUUUAUCGAGUUUAUCAUCACAGAAUCUCGGUUUCGGCGCGAGCGAUACGCCAGGGUUUGGGAGUCUGGGUCCCUGGAACUUGAAGCGAUGCACCGCAAGCUGUUUGAAAUGCCUCCCAAUGGAACCGCCACACUUCCACCCUCCCGCCAGCCAACCAAACCAGGGCCGCCGCUGGAGAUACCUCAGAAUCGGCCCAGUCGACCGGAGUCUGGAUGGUGGAACAAUUACCAGCCUUGCCUGUCGCCGAUAGCCAGCAUGAGUAUGAGCAAUGAUGAAAUGAGCUCGCGCGGCCGUGCCCCGAGCCGUUGGUGGGAGUCUAAAACGGGUUCCAGCAGCGAGGGAGCAGAGAGAAAGGUUCAACGGUCCAAGCGGGAAUCAAAGUACAUGGGAUUGCCCCGGGAGGCGAUGCAGUGGGACCAGGAAGUGACUCCUUCGAGAACGGAUGACAAAGGUUUGAAUUACGGACACCAGCCUGCACCCUAUGGGCCCGAUGAAUACCCUCCCGAGAAAGUCGGCUGGCACGAAGAAUCUCCUGUUUAUUCUGGUGCCGAGACAGGAGAUCAUCAUCUUGGGCGAUUGAGGGAAAGUCACAGGUUGGACGUUUCGCGAUUGAUCACCCUGCCUCCACCAUAUCCGCGACAUUACCCUGCCGUGAACAACAGCCACCCGGAUCUAGUGACAUACCGAACCACGGUCCGGUCGAUCACCGAUCUCUCGGGGAUCAAAUCCACCCGACAGCGGUACAAGAACGACGUGGAUACCAUGCUCCAAGAGCAUCGAGAACAAGUACAGGAGGGCCAUCGCCAAUUCAAGUCCAAUAUCCAGAACCAAAUCCAAGAGGGUAGCUUGACAUUCGCGGAGGCUGCAGAGGCAGAGGCAGCGAUGAUUGUCGAGGACAACAAACGCGAAAGGGAUCUUGCUAAACGUCAACUUGAUACCUAUCAGGAGACUGUGCUCAAACCGAUGCAUGCAAUAUUAACCGACCGGGUCAGUCGAGCUACGGCUUGCAUCGACGAGCUGAGCAGCAAGCUGUUUAAUGAUGCCCAGCACGAAACCCCAGACCAGACGCAAGAAGAAGGCGACGGCAAACCCGAGCUGCUGGAGACGUUAACGCAACUGAAAUGGCUAUUUGAAGCCCGCGAGCAGCUCCAUCGCGAGAUGUUUGACUUGAUCAGUGGCCGCGACGAGAAGUACAAGACGGUUGCCCUACUACCAUACCAGCAGAACAAAAACGACGACAAGCUCCGGGAAACCCAAGCGUUCUUCACGCAAGAUGCCUUGGCCCGACGAGCACAGCAUGAGACCGAGACAUGCGAUCGGCUCGAUUCGUUCCUGGAUGUCCUUGAGCAGAAUGUAGUGCGUGGUGUCGAAGUGCAGCUGUCAGCCUUUUGGGACAUCGCCCCGUCGCUGCUGGCGCUAGUGCAGCAAGUCCCGGAGAACUUGCGCGGGUUCCAGGUGCAAAUCCCUGCAGAUGAAUACGAUGAAAACCCGAGCUACCACGCUCAUCCGCUACAAUACUUGUACUCUCUGCUGUCGCACGCAGAGAAAUCAAGCUACCAAUACAUCGAGUCGCAGACCAAUAUGCUGUGUCUCUUGCAUGAGGUCCGGUCAGCCGUGAUGCGUGCGAACCGCAACCUCACCGAGGCGCAACGCAUACAGCAUGGCGAGGAUGAGGGCCAGGUACACCGAGAAAUGCAGGCCACUCGCGCAGACGAAGAACUGGUGCUCACUACCGACUUGAAGGAUAAGGUUGCGACGGUCGAGGGUCAGUGGGCCGAGGCUCUGGGCAGCCAAAUCCAGGGUCUUCGGGAGCGGGUCAAAGACCAGCUUUUGGCCGAGGAUGGCUGGGAGGAUUUGGAGCAAUUGGAACAGUGA